AUGAACCACCACUUUAGGGUAACUUCAUUUAUUUGUCUUAAUAUUUUUUUGUUUGGUUUAGGAGAGACUGUCAUAAAUAAUGGCGAACAUUGUUCACCUAAGGACACAAGGAAUGUUGGAGCUGUGGAGGAACCACUCCAGGCAGAAGAGAAAAGUAAAUCUGCAGAUAUUUCAAAUCAAAAAGAACAAUGCCUUGUACCAUGUGAUGCUCAAGCUAAAAUUUUACGAGGGGACAAACAUUACAUGUGCAGAAAUUUGCAGAACUCUCUUGCUGAAUAUGCCAGAAGUACAAAAAAAAUGGUAAGGGACAUGAUGGAUGAUCAACAGUCUUCAUUGGAUUACCUUUCUAAUCAGGUAAAUGAACUCAUGAACAAACUUGUUCUUUUGAACACAGUAAUUUUGAGAAAACAUCUGGAUCCACUUCCUUAUAAAGCAGUUCAAUCUCAUGGUCUGGACUGCACUCAUAUUAAAGAUACUGUUGGUUCAGUUUCAAAAACUCCAAGUGGUCUGUACAUUAUCCAUCCAGAAGGAUCAAAUUAUCCUUUUGAGGUUUUGUGUGACAUGGAUUUUCAAGGAGGUGGAUGGACUGUGGUUCAGAAAAGAACUGAUGGAAUCGUUCAGUUUCAGAGAACAUGGUCUGAAUAUCUGGAUGGAUUUGGUGACCUUACUGGAGAAUUUUGGCUUGGACUGAGGAAGAUUUUUGACAUAGUAAAUCAAAAAGCCACUCAUUUCAGUCUUUAUGUGGGUUUGGAAUCAGAAAAUGACAAGCAAGCCUAUGCGUCAUAUGAUGGAUUUUGGAUAGAGGAUGAAGCAUGUUCUUUUAAGAUCCAUUUGGGGCAUUAUUCAGGAAAUGCUGGUGAUGCAUUUAGAGGAUAUAGAAGAGAAGAUAACCAAAAUACCAUGCCUUUCAGCACUUUUGAUGUUGAUAAUGAUGGAUGCAGGCCAGUGUGCACUAUUAAAGGACAGCCAGUGAACAGCUGCAGUAAUUUCAGUGAUAACACUGGAUGGUGGUUCAGCAAGUGUGGCCUUGCAAAUCUUAAUGGUGUUCAUCGCUACACAGGUAGAUUCCUUGCAACUGGGAUUCACUGGGAUACAUGGACAGUGAACAAAAAGCCAGUCAAAAUUAAAUCAGUUUCAAUGAAAAUUCGGAGAGCCAAUUAUCCAUAUUUCCAUUAA
Molecule: messenger RNA, 1176 nt
Organism: Cinclus cinclus
Lineage: Eukaryota; Metazoa; Chordata; Aves; Passeriformes; Cinclidae
Gene: ANGPTL5
Product: angiopoietin like 5
Exons: 8
Coding region: 1-1176 (391 amino acids)
Source: RefSeq, a predicted model, not a curated record